GGCGCCCGGGAGGCGCGCGGGAGGGGGCGGGGACUGUCGCGUGGAGCCGCUGGGCGAGCACCGUUAGGGCAGCCUGGCGCGCGGCGCCCGCCAGGCGCCCAGUCCUCCGCCGUCUCCCACGCCUCCCGGGUGCCAGGGAACAGGUAUCGGCGCGCCUCCCCAGCGGCUGGGAGAAACGCUGAGUGAAGAGGAGGAAGGACGGUUAGUCAGCAGUCUUAUAGCUGAAUCAGCUACCAAGAGAAGUUCUAAAGCAAGAAGAGAAAAGCACUUCAAUUUGGGACAUUUAUUUGCACCUGGAAAUGGGGAAUGGGCUAUCAGACCAGACUUCUAUCCUGUCCAGCCUGCCUUCAUUUCAAUCCUUCCACAUUGUUAUUCUGGGUUUGGACUGUGCUGGAAAGACAACUGUCUUAUACAGGCUGCAGUUCAAUGAAUUUGUAAAUACCGUACCUACCAAAGGAUUUAACACUGAGAAAAUUAAGGUAACCUUGGGAAAUUCUAAAACAGUCACGUUUCACUUCUGGGAUGUAGGUGGUCAGGAGAAGUUAAGGCCACUGUGGAAGUCAUAUACUAGAUGCACAGAUGGCAUUGUAUUUGUUGUGGACUCUGUUGAUGUCGAAAGGAUGGAGGAAGCCAAAACUGAACUUCACAAAAUAACUAGGAUAUCAGAAAAUCAAGGAGUCCCUGUACUUAUAGUUGCUAACAAACAAGACUUGAGGAACUCAUUGUCUCUUUCAGAAAUUGAGAAAUUGUUAGCAAUGGGUGAACUGAGCUCAUCAACUCCUUGGCAUUUGCAGCCUACCUGUGCAAUCAUAGGAGAUGGCCUAAAGGAAGGACUUGAGAAACUACAUGAUAUGAUCAUUAAAAGAAGAAAAAUGUUGCGGCAACAGAAAAAGAAAAGAUGAAUAUCAAUACCUAUUAUAUCUGUGUGGAGUAGGUUUUCUCUGGUCUGAUUUUGACAAAUAGAAGAGUGUCUACAACCUGGUUUGCCUGUCUGCCCUCCUGGAUGCUAUUAAAGCUUUGUUUUGUUGAACAAUCAGAUGCCCAACUCCGUUGCCUUGUGGAAGAUGAGUAAAUGCAGUGCUUCUUAAAGUGGUCUCUUCUCCCUACCCCACAAAUCUUUUGGUACUAGCAUUUGGGGAAGCCAAGCAAGGAUAGGAAAUUGACCAGAACACAGUUGUGGAAAUUUGGCCUGAAGUUAGUGAAAUAAAACUUUCAAGAGUG
Molecule: messenger RNA, 1221 nt
Organism: Rhinopithecus roxellana (golden snub-nosed monkey)
Lineage: Eukaryota; Metazoa; Chordata; Mammalia; Primates; Cercopithecidae
Gene: ARL4A
Product: ADP ribosylation factor like GTPase 4A
Exons: 2
Coding region: 300-902 (200 amino acids)
Biological process (GO): intracellular protein transport; vesicle-mediated transport
Cellular component (GO): cytoplasm
Molecular function (GO): GTPase activity; GTP binding
Source: RefSeq, a predicted model, not a curated record